Messenger RNA from Pseudomassariella vexata, 1353 nucleotides. RefSeq names its product glucanase B. The transcript has a single exon. Lineage: Eukaryota; Fungi; Ascomycota; Sordariomycetes; Amphisphaeriales; Pseudomassariaceae. The record is from RefSeq and is a predicted model, not a curated record. The coding region runs from base 1 to 1353 and encodes 450 amino acids.
AUGACGAACUCCACGGUCCAAAUCGCGCUUAAGAACAACACAAAGUCGUCCAACGCGCACGCCUACAUCACCGGCCUCGACAUCAACCGCAACAAUGUGCCUCUUCUCAUGCAAUCCGACGGCACCACGCCCUACUACCCCAGCUCGCCCUCCUCCCCCCUCCAAGCCCUCGGCGCAGACUGCGCCAUCUCCCUCGGUUCCCCAGGCUCGACCCGGACCAUUACGAUUCCUCAAAUCGCAGGAGGCCGCAUCUGGUUCGCCCUGGAUGGGACCCUCACCUUCCUCGUGAAUCCAGGCCCUGCCAUCGUCGAGCCCAGCGUUACUAACCCCGCCGACCCCAACUACAACCAGUUCUGGGGCUUUUGCGAGUUCACCUUCAACCAGGCGCAGCUCUUUGUCAACAUCAGCUACGUCGACUUUGUUAGUCUACCCAUCGCCCUCGAGCUGCGUAACGAGAGCGAUGACGUGCAGAAGGUGCAGGGACUUGCCCAGGGCGGACUGGAUACCGUGUGCACCAAGCUCGUCGCGCAGAAUGCCGCUGAUGGCGCGGGAUGGGAUAAGUUGGUCGUCAAGUCGCCCUCGGGGGCCAACUUGCGUGCCUUGAGCCCGAAUAGUGGGAUUGUCAUGAACAAUGCCCUGUUUCAGGGGUAUUAUCAGCCUUACGUCGAUGCCGUGUGGUCCAAGUACGCCAAUGAGACGUUGACGGUCAACACGCAGGCCCAGUGGGGCGAUAAGACGGCCAAAGUCGUCAACGGCAAACUGACGUUCGACGACGGCGCGGGCUCCUACGCCCAGCCCAGCGCGGCGGAUGUCUUCUCGUGCAGCACGGGGCCGUUUGGCGGGUAUCCGGCCGGCGACGCGGGGGCGCUGAUGGGGGCUCUUGGGGCUCGUAUCGCCGCUGCUUUCAACAGGUCGACGUUGUUGGUGAAUCCGAACCAGCCCAAUGACGAGCAGGUGGCGAAUUAUUACAAGGAGACAAUCACGAACCAUUACUCGCGGGUUUGCCACGAUACGAAUGCCGAUGGAAGGGGGUAUGCGUUUCCAUAUGACGACGUGGGCCCGAGCGACGGCGGGGAUCAGUCUGGGAGCGUGUUUGAUGGGGCGCCCAAGUUGUUGACGGUUACGUUGAGUGGGGUGGGGGUGUAUCAGGCUUCUGGUGAUGCACCAACUGCUGCGAUUCCAGAGGGGCUGGGCGGGGAGCAAAAGGUUGUAAAAGGUAUGGAAGACGGGGAGAAGAAGCCCAAGGAGGAUGAUGGUGCUAAGCCAAGUCUGCAGAGGAAGAAGAAGUCGUUGUGCUCUACCAUCAAGGGCGUGUCUUCUAGGUUCAUGAAGAGGUUUGGAGCUGCUAAGUGA